Messenger RNA from Naegleria fowleri, 2391 nucleotides. RefSeq lists its product as uncharacterized. Bases 1 to 2391 code for a protein of 796 amino acids. The record is from RefSeq and is a predicted model, not a curated record. Lineage: Eukaryota; Heterolobosea; Eutetramitea; Acrasida; Naegleriidae. The transcript has a single exon.
AUGUUUGCACAUCGGCAACGCCUGUGCAACAACGGCUGUACAGUUCUUGUGCUGAUCGACUUUUGCAAAUCUUCAUCGGAGGAGGAGGACCUUUCCGAUCGUGACUCUUUGAAUUCGGAUGGUCAUCAUCAAUAUUCGAAUGCUAGAAACAUGCAACAACUGUUGAGAGAUAAAUUCCAAAGACAAAUUCAGGGAUUUCUCAAAUGGUUGAAAUCACGGGAUGCAUUCAUCAAACGUGCCUCAUCUCUGAAAUUCAUGCCGAUUGAAUUUAUGAAAGACAAAACAGCCUUCCUAAGCUCUUCACAUGUUGAUUUUGUAAGCAGAUUAUUGAUCCAUGAUCAAGAGCUUAUUUUGAAUGCUAUAUCGCAACAUGCAAAGGCUGUAUUAUUUGCAUCAUCAGAACUGCGAAACAGUAACGAAUUUUGGAGAAAAGCAAUUCAUCGGAAUGGUUUAGUGCUCUCCUAUGCACCUGAAGAAUUAACCAAUAACAAAGAAUUUGUCACUCUUGCAGUGCAACAGAAUCCACAAGCAUUUAAAUUUGCUUCAAAGAACUUGCAUCAUGACAUGGAUAUGAUUUUAUUUGUUGUCGAGAGAAAAGGAUUUAAAUAUAUCCCCUAUCAUUACAUUACAAAUCGAGAUUUAGUGUUAAAAGCAGUCAAAAUUGAUGGAAGUGCAUUAGAAUUCGCGUAUGAGCAGUUUUUUAACGACUAUGAGAUUGUACUGGCGGCUGUGAAAUCAAAUGGUCUUGCAUUACAGUUUGCAUACAAUGAAAUGAAACAGUUAAAAGCUAUUGUGUUAGAGGCGGUAUCAAACAAUGGACUAGCUCUAGAAUUCGCUUCACCCGAGUUGACAAAAGACGAGCAAGUAGUAUUAACAGCCAUUGAGCAAAAUCCAAUGGCUAUUCAAUAUGCCUCACACGCUCUAAGAUUUAACAGUAAUAUUUGUUUUAAGGCCUUAUACAAACUUUGUGAAAAAUACCCUCACACACUUGGACAUCAACAAAUUUACAAGUACAUUGAACAGUAUUCAUCUGUGCUUGGAGAUGAACUCAACAAGUUACUUAAUCUAAAGAGCAUUCUCACAAAAAUGUUAUUCAGUAAUCUAUUCGUUCUAGAUCAUGCUUCUCCAGAAUUGAAAAACGAUAGACAAUUCGUUCUGUUAGCAUUGCAGGAAAAUGGUAACGCCUUAGGGUAUGCUAGUCACGAAUUGAGAAAUUCCAAAGAAAUUGUAUUGAAAGCUCUCAAGAGAAAUGGAACAGCACUAUGUUUUGCAUCGGAUCAAUUACGUGACAAUGAAGAAGUGGUCUUGAAAGCCAUAAACAAAUGUGGAUCUGCUCUAAAAUUUGCAUCUGAAAGACUCAAGAACGACAGAGAAAUAGUGUUGCAAGCCAUCAAGAGAGACUCAAGAGCCUUAGAAUUUGCAAGUGAAGAAUUAAGAAAUGAUAAGGAAAUUGUGAUGGAAGCUGUUUCUUUGAGUGCUUAUGCGCUUAAAUUUGCCUCUCCAAGAUUGAGACAAGAUCGACAAGUUGUAUUGAAAGCUGUCUCAGUGCGUGGAGGAGCCAUUGAAUUUGCCUCAAAAGAUUUAACAGAUGACAAAGAAGUGGUAAUGACAGCCAUAUCCAAUGACAGCUCUGCACUUGGAUAUGCCUCUAAAAAACUGAGAAAAGAUAAGGAACUUGUUAUGAAGGCAAUUUCUAUGGAUGGAAAUGUCAUUGAGCAUGCCUCAACCGUGUUACAGAAUAAUAAGGAGAUUGCAAUGCAGGCUGUAAAAAGAAAUGGCUCUGCUCUCAAGUACUUACCAUCACACUUCAAAAAUUCGAGUGAUAUUGUGUUAGAAGCUGUUAAAAAUGAUGGAAAUAGUUUACAAUAUGCGUCAUCAAAAUUAACAAAUUCAAGAAUGAUAGUAAUGGAAGCAGUUAAGCAAAAUAGUAAGGCAUAUAUUUAUGCUGGUGACAAAUGUCAGGACGAUAUCGAUAUUGCUUUGCAAGCAAUUCAGAAAGAUGGUAUUAAUUUUAAAAGUUUGCCUUGGUUCGUUCGACAUGAAGAGAAUAUACUCAUGAAAGCUGUCAAAUUCGAUCCCUCAGUUGUAAAAAAAGUGUUCACACCGAGUAGAGAAGUGAUGUUAGAAGCUGUCCAACAACAAGGUUGUUUAUUGUACAAUUCUUUGUAUGUGAGUGAUAGAGAAGUGGUGCUGGCAGCUGUCAGACAAGAUGGAUUUGCUUUGCGAUUUGCUUCUGACGAUUUAAUGAAUGAUCCAGAAUUGGUAGCAGAAGCAUGUCGAGUCAGUGGAUUUGUUUACACUUCACAAAAUAUUGAUUUUGAAAAACUGUAUCGAGCAAGAUUAGAGGAAUGCUAUGAAGGAUGUUUUGUGCCUCCAACCAUUCUAGAGUAG